AUACAACAUGUCAAGCACUCACUGUAAACUCAAAAUUCCUCUACACGGUUGUUGAUGUAUUUUUUAUUGUUUUUUUUUUUUUUUAAUUCUAAGCAUACAACACAAAUAGAAUAAGUUGUUGCUGUCGCAAAGUUGUCCUACUUGAAGCAGUCAUGUUAGCUGAGUCUGAGGGUCCAAAACCAAUUGGGUCAGAAGCACUGUGGAAGUCCUCCAUUAUUGUGAACAAUACCAAACAUCCAGUAACUCGGCACCAGCACAAGCGGCGUGCGCCCAUUCAAAGAAGCUGCUUCCUGGGCCUGGAAACCAAACCCGAGCUGCUAUGGGAGGACUGGGAUGAGGGCGGAGAAUUCACCAAGUCUCUUACGUUAAAGAACAUCGGCCUCAAGCUCCAGAAACUUCAGUUAAGACCUCCGGUGACCAAAUUCUUCAGCAUCUCCAGUUCCCGCAACGUCGCCGUGAGCCCAGGGACGACUUUGUCCAUACCGGUCACUUUUAAACCUGAAGAGAAGUGCAAGUAUGAGGACAGCAUCGAGUUUCAGGGCAAAGAUGGCAGCUUCCAAGUAUCGCUUCAGGCUGUGGUUCCCUAUCCGGCCCUCGAAGUUCCCGACACUGUGCUCCUUCCACUCUGUGCGGUGCAUCAAACCGCUUGUGCUCCUUUUCUGCUGAAGAAUCUCAGCAAACUGCACACGUACUUCCACUGGGAGUGUUCGGAACCUUUUCAAGUGAGUCCGGAGGAAGGCGUGCUGAAGCCCAGCCAGGAGAUUCAGCUCACGGUUGUGUUCCAACCUCAGCUGGCGCUCUUGUACAACAAAAUGGCCGCUUGCCGUUUCGGGGAGGAAGGGGAAAAAGCCGACUGCUGCGUCGCCGUGCGUCUUCAGGGAGUGGCCAAGUACCCGUGUCUUCAGUUGAGAAGCCCCAGUUCGAAAGCUGAUCAACAACAUGGCGGUCCCGUGCUAAACUUUGGUUCUGUCGCGGUCGGACAAAGCGUGCAGAAAUGUUUUGACAUCUGUAAUCCCUCACAUGUCACUGCGUUUUUUUCCCUCGCCCGACUUUCCGGAGGCGUCCCCCUGUUGGGGUGCCAAUUCGUCUGUGAAGUCGGCAGCAAUCGGGUCGCUCCAGGUGGAAGCAUAACGGCGAAAGUCACCUUUGUUCCAACCGUUGCCGAUUCGGUCUCUGUGGAGUACUUGACGGUCGAAUGCAAAGGGGCGCUCAACCAAACGGUGCUCAAGCUCAUCGGCAACUCGACGGGCCCCAAGCUGUCUUUUUCGUCAUCCCUGGUUGACUUUGGCUGCAUUGAACUAGGAACCACGGCGUCACGGAUCAUCGAGAUGACGAAUUCUUCGUGCGUUCAGACCACCUACCAAUGGGACCUCGACUGCGCCGGACACAGCGUGUUCAGCAUCCAGCCUCAAAGCGGCACCUUAGCCGCCAAGAGCUGUUUAACGCUGACCGUCUGCUACCGCCCCACCGUGCCUUUUGCCCAUCACAGAAGCGUGCCGUGUUUCGUACUGCACGGGGCGCCGUUGUUCCUUGACCUGAUCGGCACGUGUCACUCUGAUCUGGAGAAACCAGCUUUACUGACACCGGAACAUUUAGCCGAAUGUCCAGAGGAUCGCUCGGACAUCGUUAGCGUCUUGCUGCCGAGCAAUAGCACGCAGUUGGAUCCGCAGGCGUUCGGCUUACCUGCGGAUGAGAAAGCGAGCCGACAAUCAGAUAACAUCUCCAUCGCCCGGUCGAUGACUCCCAAGGAAGACGCCGACCGGCCCGGCUCGACGGAAGCGGAUUCGUCCGCUUUGUCCUCGCCGUCCACACGCGUAUCGGCGGUGCCCAGCGAGCUGCUGUUCAAUCACGUCACAUCACCCUGGUCCAGGUCGACUUCAUCCGCGGCUUCUCAGGGGGUGGCCAUCACCAACAACUCUGCUGUGAAAGUCACCCUGAUGUGGACCAACGCCCCGGACUCUCCCUUCUCUGUCUCACCCUCCACACGCGAGCUGUCGCCACUGAAGUGCACCUCAUUCAGAGUGACUUACAGUCCGAAGGAAGUGAACACGUUUCACGCAGCUCAACUGGAGUGCCUCGCUCGGCAACAUCGUCCGUCUUGGAAGAACGAGGAAGAGAUAAGUCCCCCCUGGUGCGUCAUCGUCCGAGUCAUUGGACACUCCUUUGAGCGCGGCAAAGAGCAUUUCUCCCCACACUUCUCUCUUGAGCCAAAUAAAGUGGUAUUCACAGGCCUUGACGUUCGAUCCUAUCAGACCUUACUCCUCCGCAACCAUUGCGAGCGGCCCCUCACCUUCUGUCGCAACCUCAACGAGAGCUUCGACCCCCACUUGGAAGCGUCGGUGUCAGUGGUGCCGAGGUGCGGCUUGAUCCCGCCUGGGGCCCACCAAAUCCUCACCGUCAUAACUACUCCCAAAGAAGAUUCUCCCGCCGAGGGAAUCGAGCUGCGCCUCCAGUUCAAUUGCAGCAAUUACACAAAGGAAAUUAGAGUUUUCAGCAUCCUGGAAAAGAUGAACGUGUCACUGAGCGGAGAGGGUACUUUAUAUUUCCAAGAUACGUUCGUGGGCUCCCCGACCCACCAGACUCACAUCAUCAGAAACAUCUGCCACAUUCCUCUGGGCUUCCAAUGGAACAUCCAUUACUCAGACCGGCAUCUCAUCUCCGUUCAACCGGAAGCCGGUGAACUGCAAGCCAACGAGUUUGCGCAGCAGAAAUGGUCCUUUAAUCCAAAGGAAGAGAAAACCUAUGUCCUUGAACCGGUUCUCAUCAUCUGGCCGAUUCAAAACCCCAAUUAUAACAAGUCCAUCCUUACCCUCAAAGUCACGGGAAAAGGCGCCAAAGGCUUCAUACAGGCGAUUAAAGAAGUCUUGGAAUUGGGAGAUACGAUGGUCGGACGUGCUCAGUCAAUUGAUGUUCCCCUGGUGAACAACAGUACCUGCUCAAUCUCCUUCAGUGUUUCCGUUGAGCAGACGCUACAAGAUGAGCAAUUUCAUCCGGACCUUCCACCUGCGGCCAUUGCCCUGCAACUUGACUGCGAAGGGGGAACCGUGGCCUCGCACUCUACCUUUAUGCUGCGAGCCACAUUUCGGCCAGAUCGUCAAGCCCACUACAGGUGGACCAUCAGCUACCAGACACUGAGUUGCAGCGGCGCGCUGUUGUGCCCUCCGCAAGCGGUGUGCGAAGUGCGCGGCAAGGGCGUGUUCCCCACCAUGCAGGUGAGCGACGUGUGCAGCGGCGGCGGCGCGGCUUGGCUCAGCAAGUCGUACGUGUGGGAACUCCUCUCGGUGGACCGCCUCAACACGCAGCUGCUCUCCAUCCCCUCCCCUGUGGAGCACGCGUACAGAAGCCCCAGAAGCCACAGAAUGGCCAAGUACCCGGCCCUCUUGAUUAAAGCCAUGCUGGAUGUUAACUUCAGUGCGGCUCCCCUGAAUUCUGAACCCUCCACUUUUGCGUUGGUCUUCUACAACCCUGGCAGCAUCCCUGUCGAGUGGACAUUCUUGUUUCCAGACGACCAACAGGUAGAAUUCAAGCACUGGAGUCAGCGAGAAGAGUUAUGUCACAACGAGUUCGAGCAGAUGCAGGUUGUGGAGCUUUUCAGUGUUUCUCCACUGUCCGGAACUAUGCUUUCUGGACAGCAGAAAGCAGUACAGUUCAGCUACAGCCACGUCGUUGCUGGGACGCAUCAGUUGCCAAUCAUAUUGAAAAUCUCACACGGCAGAGAGAUCUUGCUGAACUUCCAAGGGGUGACAGUGGAGCAAGACAGACCGCAUCUGUACUUUUUAUCCAGGCAUCAUGUUUUCACCCCGAUCAUGAUCGGCGGUCUGACCCCUCCGUUGCAGACGUACGACCUUUACAACGGCGGCGAUGUUCCUGUCCGUUACGAAGUGGACGCCGGCGUGCUGUCGCAGCUCCAGGAGAGCAACUUUAAUCAGCCGCUGCUGUGUUGCCUCAACCCGGAGGGAGUCGUCCUACCGGGGAAGAUGGCCAAGCUGGAGUUCAUUUUCUCUCCGCUGGAGGCCAAGAUGUACACCAUGGACAUUCCUAUUCACGUCCGACAUGGAGAAACCACUGUGGUGAGGUUCGAUGGCUCCGGCUUCGAUACGCUAAGAGAUGUGUUCCCACUCAUUGAGACCAAACCUGCACCCCCCGUACGGAAGAUUCCCCUCCCCGGGCAGAGUGGGUUUCUUUCCACGGACAGCAUCUCUCUGGGUGAGAUCCCGGUGUGCUCGCACUCUUCCAGAGUCUUCUUCCUCACCAACGUGUCCUUAAAGGAAAUCCUCUACAAAUGGUGUUUGACUCAGGUGAUCCGGAUCCAGCCUAAACAAGGCCUCCUCCGUCCGGGCGAGAGCAUCAUUUGUGUAAUGACCUUCAUGGCAAGCGACUUCCCCAUGAUUUAUCAUCUCGACAUCAUAUGUCAGCUGACUGAGCAGGCCGCACUGGCGCAAUAUUCUGAUUCUCUGCGGCGUUGGGAGCAGGAACGAGAACAGCAGCAAAACGAAUUCACCAUCACGGAGCGGGACCUAGCGGAAAACCGCAAGGUUCCGGUCGCUCAGGGCUGCGCGGCUGCCGCUCAAGCUAAAGAGCCGCCCGCGGGCAAACAUAAGGUCACCCUACCGCCUAUUUGUAGCCGGGUAGCACGAGCCGAGCAGCGGGCUCAGUCCGAAGCCGUAAAAGUGUGGAAACGCCCGACAGCGCCUCAGCCUACGCUGCUUCACGUGGAGGUGACGGCGCGCUCCUAUCAGUCGCAGGAAUAUCGGCGAUAUUUUCCCAACCACUUCAAUAAUCGCUUCAGGUGUUUCCAACAGAUCAAGCCUUUGAGGCCUAAAAUAUUGUCGGACACGCUACUUCAAGAGGGGCGCCCGUUGCAGACGCUGGGGCCCGAGCGACACUUCCUCGAGCAUGUCAUCACGUCUCUGAUCAGGAGCAUAUUGGAUGACGUCGCCUUUUCCCAGUCUCUGCUUACUUUGGCAUCCAAGCCCCUUUUCUACAAGCCCAAAGUCAUCUUCUCCACUACGCCGCCGAUCCCACAACCGCUUAUCGGCUUGGACGAGACCAAUCCCGAUCUUCACGUUCGCUCUGACAGCUCGGGAACGGCGGGAGGCUACGGGACGAGGCCGAAAAUAGCGCCGCGCCCUGAACACAUACCGGUAGGCGUGUUCAACGAUAUAUUACUCAACACCCUCCAGAACGUGAUGAUGGAGGCAGCCAGAGGAGAUCUGGACCUCAUCGAGCACCACAGAGUGUCCUCGCCAAAUGUCUCUAUCAGAUCCAGGAGGUACCCCAAUGCCAAAGGCAAGAAGGAUGACAAGGAGACACCCCAAAACAAACCAACACAUGCCGAGCUAUCGUCAGAACAUCACACAGAAACAAGUUCAAUAUGAUAUCUGUAUAACGCCGUCUCAUAUUCGACAGUCGGCGGUGAGCGUGGCACCUAACGUGCACUCAAUGUACCCAAGCGCUAGCUCCUUUCCACAAGUCUUAAAAUGCAUUCAGGUACGAUGAUAUUCAUAUUUCAGUCAUAUAAGUUAUUCAAACUGCCCAAGAGAAACCACGUGAGACAGUUGAGGCUGAUUUUCAAAUGGGAAAAUAAUAAAGCGCACAUUGCACAUUU
Hippocampus zosterae (dwarf seahorse) is the source of this 5608-nucleotide messenger RNA. It is a transcript of the gene cfap65, whose product is annotated as cilia and flagella associated protein 65. The transcript has 34 exons. NCBI's taxonomy places the organism in Eukaryota, Metazoa, Chordata, Actinopteri, Syngnathiformes, Syngnathidae. Bases 153 to 5378 code for a protein of 1741 amino acids. The record is from RefSeq and is a predicted model, not a curated record.